Molecule: messenger RNA, 2276 nt
Organism: Ixodes scapularis (black-legged tick)
Lineage: Eukaryota; Metazoa; Arthropoda; Arachnida; Ixodida; Ixodidae
Product: tubulin polyglutamylase TTLL4
Exons: 19
Coding region: 86-2011 (641 amino acids)
Biological process (GO): protein polyglutamylation; microtubule cytoskeleton organization
Cellular component (GO): cilium
Molecular function (GO): tubulin binding; tubulin-glutamic acid ligase activity
Source: RefSeq, a predicted model, not a curated record
ACAGCUCAGGACCGGUCGCCAUCCAAUGCAAUCCAUUCUGUCCUGCAUUCAUUCUGAGAAGUCUGCGUAUUUGUGAGGGCCAGCCAUGGUUUCGAUGGGACAGGGCAGCCCCUCCGGUCAGGCCCCCGACGGCCACGAGACUGGGGUCCAGGCACGGGCGUGUCCCGUCAGGGGGGACGCGCUCUCGACUCAGCAGCUCCCAGGAACCCGGUGUGCAGAACGUGCUUCGAGGUCUGUCAAGAGGGCCCUGCCAGAUCCUGACAGCCCCAGAGAACGGCGGGACUCUGCGGCUUCGGCACAGGGCGACUGGGAAAGACUGACCUUGGCCGCCGAAGACCCAAGAGACGACUGUCCCCUGCAGCGCCUCCAUUCACUGAAGCACCUCAAGUCUCCCUUUCGCAGAAGCCUCUUCCCUGGUGUGCCACCAACGCUGCACUUCUACACCGAAGAUAUUGAGGUGCUUCCACUCCCCCCGGCUAUUCGAAGGCAGCUCCGCUGGAAGGUGACCAGCAUCACCCCUCUGCUGAUCCGCCAGACUGUGGUCCGGUCAGGGUUCCGACUCACCAGGAACGGUCCUUAUUGGAAUGGCACCUGGGGGAAGCACAUGAAGUGCUUUACCUUUGCAGAAGUCAAGGGCUUCCAGAAAGUGAACCACUUCCCGGGCAGCUUCCACCUGGGACGUAAGGACAAGCUAUGGCAGAACGUGUGCAGGAGAGGAGGAGGUGCCCUACGGGGUCCCUCCAUGCCCUUGACCUUCCUGUUGCCCCAGCAGCUGGCAGCGUGCAAGGAGGCCUGGGCGGAGGAGGAGGACCCGCACUGCUGGAUACUCAAACCCCCGGCAUCGGCCCGGGGUGCUGGGGUCCAUGUGGUCCACAAGUGGUCCCAGGUCCCCAAGAAGCAGCCCCUCAUAGUGCAGAGGUACAUCAGGUCGCCCUACCUCAUCAACGGGACGAAGUUUGACCUGCGGUUGUAUGCACUGGUGACGAGCUUCGACCCCCUCCGGGUGUACGUUGCCCGUGACGGUCUGGUGCGCUUUGCCUCCAUCAGGUACUCCCAGGAGUGCGAGGAUUUCGGCGAUCGCUUCAUGCACCUCACCAACUACAGCAUCAACAAGAAGAGCGCCACCUACGCCAGCAACACGAGCAAAGACGACUGCGAAGGUCACAAGUGGUCGAUCAAGGCCCUGCAGAAGUACCUGGAGGACUUCGGGGUGGACUUUGAGCACCUCUGGCAGCAGAUGGUGGACAUCAUUGUCAAAACACUCAUCUGCUGCGAGGGACCCAUCAACAGGCUAACGCAGAAGCACACCACGACGCGCUACAACUGCUACGAGCUGUUUGGCUUCGACAUUUUGCUUGACGAAAGUCUGAAGCCGUGGCUCCUGGAAGUCAACGUGUCUCCGAGCCUGCGGUCUGCCACCCCUGUCGACUUCGGCGUGAAGAGUGAGAUUGUGAAGGAUCUCCUGAACCUUGUGGGCUUCCAGCUGCCUCAGCUGAUGAGGAGUAACUUCGACAUGUCAUUGCUGGCAUUUUACGGACUGAACGACGACAACAUCACAAUGAACCCUGUCCUCCACUCCUACGCACUGUCUGCCGAAGAACGCCUCAAGCAUAAGCAUUAUGAAACUUUGCUUGAGGAUGACGGAAUCCUGGAGCGGCUAACUCCCGACGAUGUGCGGCAAUUGGUGAGCAGCGAAGACGAGCUGUCGCGCAGGGGCUCCUUCGAGAGGGUCCUGCCUAGCGCCUGCGAGAGGGGCCGCUUGCUACUGCAGGGCCCCUUUAGGAGGUACUACAAUGUCCUGCUCUCUGCCUGGGAGUCCAGGUUUGGACAGGAGCGGCGUGCAGGAAUUGCUCGGCUGCAAAGUUUGUGCUCCGAGGGCGUCCACCUGAUAGUUCCUCAAGAUCCCAUCUUUCCCGAGUGUCAUUCGCCUGCGUCGGAAAAACGGCAAAAGAAGAAUGUCACUCGAAACAUGAGCAUCUUGGCACACAAAGAACGACAGCACCGCGGAUGAAAGCGGCUAUGAUCUAGAAUGCCAUAUUGCCUCGCUCUUUCACAAUGCAGACACCAGUCCUGUUUGUCCAUUUUUACUCGUUUUGCAUCAAGUUUACUGUGGCAAUCCUCCACAAGCAACUUGGUGCAGUAUUGCCGUUCCUUGUGACGACAACGGCUGUGUUCUCUAGUUCCGAUUUCUUCCUUAUACCUGUACCAUAUGUGGUUCUUUACUCUGUGUAUAAAUUUUCUAACCUAUGACAGUAAUAAACAAUUGAGGAUCAAUA